Varanus komodoensis (Komodo dragon) is the source of this 1470-nucleotide messenger RNA. It is a transcript of the gene HMOX1, whose product is annotated as heme oxygenase 1. Gene Ontology annotation, biological process: heme catabolic process; heme oxidation; response to oxidative stress. Bases 128 to 997 code for a protein of 289 amino acids. The transcript has 5 exons. The record is from RefSeq and is a predicted model, not a curated record. Gene Ontology annotation, molecular function: heme oxygenase (decyclizing) activity; heme binding. NCBI's taxonomy places the organism in Eukaryota, Metazoa, Chordata, Lepidosauria, Squamata, Varanidae.
AGUAUAAAGAAAGAUGCAGAGCCGGAGCUGCCUAACUCAGAAGCUGGUCAUUCUCAGGAGAGAAGGAAACGAGAGCGCGAAAGGGAGAAGAAAGAUCGGCUGAAGUGCCGCAAGGAAAGAGGCAAGGAUGGCACAGCGCUCGGAAGGGAUGUCUCGGGACCUGUCCGAAGCCCUGAAGGAAAGCACCAAAGAGGUGCAUGCGGAGGCAGAGAGCACAGAGUUCAUGAUGAGCUUCCAGAAAGGGAACGUGUCGCUUCAUGAAUUUAAGCUUUACUUGGCAUCUCUGUACUACAUCUAUUUGGCUUUGGAGGAGGAAUCUGAGCGGAAUAAGGACAAUUCAGUCUAUGCCCCCGUUUAUUUCCCAGCUGAGCUGAAUCGCACGACUGCUUUGGAGGAAGACUUGGAGUAUUUCUAUGGCCCCACAUGGAGGAAAGAGAUCCAGUGCCAUGAGGCAACUCAGAAGUAUGUGGACAGGAUUCACCAUGUGGGCCAGUAUGAACCUGAGCUUUUGGUGGCCCACGCUUACACCCGAUACCUAGGAGAUUUGUCUGGGGGGCAGAUUCUGAAGAAGGUUGCCCAGAAGUCUCUCCAUUUGCCCAGUACUGGAGAAGGACUAUCUUUCUUCAAUUUCCCUGGGGUCACCAACAUCAGCAAGUUCAAGCAGCUUUAUCGGGCCCGGAUGAACAGUCUACCCAUGGACUCUGCAACUGAGGAGAGAAUCCUGCAAGAGGCCAAGACAUCUUUUCUGCUGAACAUAGAGGUGUUCAAGGAGCUGCAGAGGUUGGUGAGUCAAGGACGACUCUUGGAGAAUGGCCACCUUGACCAACACGAGCCAGAGCUUCACGCAAGAGCAGUCAACAGAACACACAGUCCAAAGAAAACUGACCGGGCACAGAUGAAGCAUAACAACAUGCUGCCCAGCACACCACUCCUGCGUUGGACUCUUGCCCUUUUAUUCUUAGCAACCACAAUUGCUGUGGGCUUGUACACCAUGUGACCAGAAGGGACCUUAAGCUUCUUUUGCCAGCACCUGCCUAUUCCUAAACUAGCAGGUCUUUCCCUAAUGAAGGAAGACCUGCACAGACUCUGCGACCUGAUCUGAUCUUCAUGUUCUGACAUUACUAACAACAUAAACAAAAUGAAUGGUUGAAAAAUUAACAUUUGCACAAAGAUCCACAAAAAGGAAAAAGCCACAAAAAGAAAAGACUGAUAACUUGCCACCUGGGAUGCCUGAAGAAUAAAUGUUGCUGCUGGUGCUUUGUACAGUGUUUAUAUUGUCCAGCUGUCUAAUGUUAAUGUUGCUUGCUUCUCCAUAUACUGUAACUGUUACAUUUCUUAAACAAUGAUUUUAUGUAAGAUGUUUCUAUUUUUGAAAUAUUUUUGUCCCUCUGCAACAAACUUUAGAAAACAAUGAAAGAGAUCCUCUUGUAUUUUCAAUUUGCUUUUAUAAAUUAUAUGCACGACUAUUAA